Messenger RNA from Gambusia affinis (western mosquitofish), 3828 nucleotides. RefSeq names its product SIN3-HDAC complex associated factor (gene sinhcaf). Gene Ontology annotation, biological process: negative regulation of cell migration. The coding region runs from base 197 to 1045 and encodes 282 amino acids. Lineage: Eukaryota; Metazoa; Chordata; Actinopteri; Cyprinodontiformes; Poeciliidae. The record is from RefSeq and is a predicted model, not a curated record. The transcript is spliced from 6 exons.
UGCGCUCUACUCUGAAAUGGAGGUGUGGAUGUGACGCAGGCGCAGUGGCUUCACAACUAUCCAGUCCCGUCCUCAAGCAUAGACAUCAACAAGAGAGCGGGUUUACUGAUGCGGGUUCGUUUUCCUAAUACUUACUCCGCUACGACGCUCUUCAGGGAUACUUGCUUUGUGUCAGCUUCACCAAACUUCCAACAAGAUGUUUGGCUUUCAUAAGCCCAAAAUGUACCGGAGUUUGGACGGCUGCUGCAUCUGUCGGGCCAAGUCCUCCAGCUCCCGUUUCACAGACAGCAAGAGGUACGAGAAGGACUUCAGGAGCUGUUUUGGGUUGAGUGAAACCAGAUCAGGAGAAAUCUGUAACGCCUGCGUCCUCCUUGUGAAGAGAUGGAAAAAGCUUCCAGUGGGAACCAAGAAAAACUGGAACCAUGUUGUUGAUGCCAGAGGAGGCCCCAGCCUAAAGAUAACAUCCAGGCCCAAGAAAAUCCAAACCAUCUCCAAGAAAGCUCGGCCGAGCCAGAUCAGCAGGCUGCAGAAGGAGCUGAAGAGAAACAACUCAGAUGCCCACAGCACAACCUCCAGUGCCUCUCCAGCUCAGUCUCCCAGCUACAGCAACCUGUCCGACGACGGCUCCGACACCGAGCUGAGCCCCGGGUCCAGCCGCUCCCCAGUCUUCUCCUUCCUGGACCUCACUUACUGGAAGAGGCAAAAGGUGUGCUGUGGAAUAAUAUACAAGGGCCGCUUCGGGGAGGUGCUCAUCGACCCCCAUUUGUUCAAACCCUGCUGCCGCAACAAGCAGCGACAGCAGCAGCAGCAGCAGCAGCAGCAGCAGCAGCAGCAGCAGCAACAAGAGGAGGAGGAAGACGAGGAGGAGGAGGAAGAGGAGGAAGAGGUUGAGGUAGAGGAGGGUCAAGUGGGGGUGGAUAAAUCCCACGUGGAGGAAGUGGUGGUUAAGGAGACGCCUACGGGUGAGGAAAAUGCAGAGCCUGCUGAGCUAUGUGUGACGGCACCUCCAGCCAGGAGCGGGGAGGUGAUGGAGGAAGGCUGGUGAAGCAAAGAACCCUUUUUUUUCUCCUUCAUUUGGCGACCUUCUGGAGAAAUCUCGGGAUGGAUUUUGUUUGAAAAAAUUUUGUUUCAUUCCCCCCGAGCACUUGCAGAAAGUAGUUGCCUCAGAUUGCCUUCAGUCAAAAAAGCAGCUAAAACAUCUUUGGUUUUCUCCAUGAUUACGCUGGAGGAUUGUUCAUUAUUAUGGUUGAACUGUAACUUAUGGACUUCUAUGUUCUUUCUCUAUUUUUUAUUAUUUUUGUUGUUGUUGUAUUUUAUAUUUUUGACCAUGCUGAUGAUGGACCAUCAUCUGUGGUAUUGCUGAUCUACUUUAGAUGAAAUGCUGGAGCUCUUGUUUGCUGGUACAUUUUGCAGAUUUUAUUCCAAAACACAAUACAUCUGCUUCUUGACAGAAAAAAAAGGGUGCUACUUGAAAUUUAUGACUCAAUAUUUCAAACAUCUGAACCCAUUCUCACUGUGGAUAUCUUCUAAGCUAACAUAUUUAUGCCUGAUAUAGGUGCAUCUCAAUGAGCGAGAAUAUCAGCGAAAAGCUAAUUUGUUUCAGCAGAUGAAUUCAGAAUAUUAUUAUUUUAAUUUUCAAGAUUGUGGCUUUCAGAUUAUGAGAACCCACAAUUUAGGUUUGCAAAAAAAUUUAAUAUUUCAUAAGACCAAUAAAAACUUAUGUAUGUAGAGUAUUUGCACUCAGUGUCUGGUUGGGGUUCCUCUUCCUUAAAUUACUGCAAUAAUGUAACUUAUCUCCUUCUUUUUUGUUUUUCUUUCCCCCUUUUUUUCCAAGCACCUUAAUUUUUAAAAUUCAAAAUCAACUUUUUUACAAUAUGAACCGGAAAGUCUGAAGAAACUCUAAAACUGAAUGUUCUUUAAACUCUUGAAUAAGAUUCAUCUUACAAUUCUCUCAAUCCUGCAGUUAUUUACUUUUUAAAAUCAUUUUCAACUACAUGUUUUUCUUCCACUAAACUUUUAACUGGUAUUUCUUUAGUAAAGACUUUUAGUGAUUUGCCUACCUCAUGUGGGAACUCUAACUAUCUACUGGAGAGUUGUUUAGUCAGCAGUUUUAGGAUUGUGCAUGCCAAAGCACAUUUCCCUAUUUAUCAUCCACGCUUUAUUUAUUGGUCUUAUGAGAUUUUUGGAUUUUUUUUGAGAGACAUCAUUUUGGGUUUUCAUUUGCUGUAAGCCAUAAUCUUCAGGAUUAACAGAAAUAUAUGGAAUCAACCAAUGUAUACAUUUUUCUUUUUGGAAAAAAGAAUUACAAAAAUAAAUUAACUUUUUGAUGAUAUUAUAAUUUAUGAAGCUACGCCUGCAUAGUGAUAGCCUUUUAUUUAUAAAAAGUAUACCUUCCUGUUUUUAUCUUUGGAAGUUGCUUUGGAGCGAUUGAUGCUUUACACUGACGCAGCACAGACAUGUACAGCGGCCCCUGUGUUUCUCUGUCUUUUCACAAUGAUGUCCCCUCCUAUCAGAGGAUUUUCUGUGUGUGUAUUUGUUGGAACGUCUGUGUGCAAAUGUUAAUCCAUUUAAAUAAGGCCUAUUCACAAUCUCAACAGCAAGUACACCAGCCUUAAUUGUGUGUCACAGACAGUGCUAGUGUUAAUCCUGGAUUGGUAUUAAGGAACAAAACGAUAAGGGAUAGUAGCUGUAUUUAUUGUGGCCUCAGCAACACACAGUGCAUUCUGCAUGAAUGGCGAGAUCACUCACCCAAGAGACCUGAAAUACCCUGAUGCAUGAGUCUUGGAAAUUUUAGCAUGGCCUUACAGAAACUGGAAAUCUUGCUUUUUCUUGUUUUUGUUUUUUGAUCCGUUUUUCUGAAGUUGUAACUUAUUUUUGUAUGUAAAGAAAAGACAUGGGGAAAGGGAGAAAUAGUGUCUUUGCAUAAUAAUAUCUCACCAAACAACAGCAAAUCACAAAAUGAUCAGUUUAUAGUCAUUCAGCAAUACCAAUAUCAGUAAUCUCUGUCAUUCCUGGGUCAGUUUAUGGUAAAAGUCUUUAUACAAGCAGAAAUUCUAUGCCAUUGCCUCUAAUAUACCACAAAUGUGUUGUGAUGUAUAGCCUGAUAAUACUUUAUUUAUCAAUCGAAAGCCAAAGCACAUUGAAAUUCACCCAAUGUCAAAUCAAUGCAGGUUUUCUAUGGACACUUGUGCUUGUCCGGGCCAUUUGUAUGUAUCUCUAUGGUAUUCUUAAAAACACACACAAAAAAAACAAAAUAAAAAAAAAAACAAGAAGAAGAACACUAAUAUGAAAUUUCAUAUGAUGUUGAUCAUUUGGAGCUGUGAGUUUGAUAUGUAAAUAAAAGGGCCGGGUGGGUCGAAUGGCUCUCAAAUACACGUUUCAUUAUUUAUUUAAUUCAUAUUUAUUUGUAUCCCGGCUUAGAAGUGUUGUUCUAGAAACCCUUUUUAUUAUUAACUUUCCAUCUUUGGAAAUGUGAUUCCGACACACGCUCGCUCUGAAGUUGUGUCGAAUCGAUUUAGCUUUUUUUGUGCAUCUAUUUAUUUGCUCAUCAGCUGAGUUGCGUGCAACCUAAAUUAUACUGUGUCUCCACUUUGUAUCUGUAUCAUGUAGACUGUAACGACCGGUAAACUGCAGCCAAACUGUACAUCUUCCUCUUUAAUCUUAUAGCUUACAAAUGUUAAAGUAGUAGGAAACCACAGUAGGAUACCUAACUCUAGACUUGCAUGUACUGUUGCUAUGCAUUUACUUAGCUUACAACUUAGACAAAGCGUUUUUUUGUAUUUUUUAUAUAUCAUGUACUUUUUUUACUUGUCCCUUAAUAAAAGUAAU